Psylliodes chrysocephalus is the source of this 1497-nucleotide messenger RNA. Lineage: Eukaryota; Metazoa; Arthropoda; Insecta; Coleoptera; Chrysomelidae. The record is from the annotation of a GenBank genome assembly.
CGAGUAUUAAUAACAGUUCCAACUUUUCAAUCAUUUUAUAUUUGUUCUGUUAGUCACAUUUAAUCUUAUCAGAGGUAAUAAAACGGUAGUGUAUAGGUUUGUGCGAAGUUUGGCAUGAAACAACUCAGAUAGAAAUUAGAUUAUCAGUGAUCUUAUCUCGGAAACAAAUAUAUUUCACCUGGUUUCAUUUCGAAGUGUUACUAAAACAACUUUAUAGAAAAAUAUACGCGUUAGGUAUUAAGAGAAGUUCAAAAGUUAACAAACUGAACAGAAAGUUUCACAAACGGGCUCAUAAUUCGUAUGUAGCAAACAUGGAAAAUGACAAUUUUUAGACAGCCAGCAUUGUUAAGCAUUUUAUUGUUGUUACUCUACAAAGAUGCUAAAUCGCAGGAUCUUACUGAGGAUGGAAGAAACGGAUGUAUAUGGCAGGGUGGCUCAAUUUCCAGGUUGAUAUGCAAUUGUGAGAGUGAUGCAGAGAUCACUAUAAAAUCAGGUUCAAUCAGUUCGACCUCCACAUCAGAAAUAAUUAUCAAUGGAUGCAAAACACUAACAAUCCAACAAAACGCCAUAGCUGAUCUCAGAAAUCUCAGAAUGAUAUCCCUCAACAGUAUCCAGUCUAUUUAUUUCGAAAGUGACAGCAUUAACUGGUUCGGUUAUAGAGACAAUGCCGCUCGUGCCGUAGAAGAAGAAAGAUUCGACGUCUUUGAAAAUAACCGUCUCCAAUAGUAACAUAUCAGAAGUUUCAAGUCACGCGUUUGCGGGAAGAAUCAGUGAAGUAACUUUCGAAAACGUUAAUAUACAAAAAAUAUUUCCAUUGGCUUUUGUAAAUUUGCUUCAGACGGAAAAAAUAACAAUAAAAAACUCUUUGCUAUUAGACGUAGCAGUUCAGUCGUUUAAAAAAUGUUCAACUGAAUUUUUAGAAUUAACUAACGUGACAGCUGAUCUUAUACCCAGUAGAGCCAUUUCAAAUAUAACCGUUUACCAAAACGUUACCAUAGAUAAUUGUAAUUUUACCACUAUACGAGCAGGCGGUUUUACCGUUUAUAACCCCAAAAUAUUUCAAGUAACAAAUACAAACGUUAGAAAUUUAAAUGGAGAAGCUUUUAAAAUAGUAUCUAGGGGUAUCAUUAUUUUUCGAAAUAAUAGCUUCAAUAUCGUCGACGAUGGUGCUUUCAGAGGAAUUGUUUUAAGAAGAGAUUACAUUGUAAGCGAUUCUAGGUUUAUAUUCGAUUCUAACAAAAUCCAUACUUUGAAUCCAAAUUCUUUGCGCAUGUCCGAGCCAAGAGUGCAAUUUAGAAAUAUUAUACUCAAUAAACCCUGCGAUUGUACUGAAGUAGAUAAUAAAAUAAUAGAUAGCUCGUACUAUGAUGAAAUCAUGUGUAUAUAUGAUAAUGAACCGUUCACGAUGAGCUAUUUCAAAAGUAAUAUGUGCUCGGUUGUAAGUCAGACUUAUCUUAUAAUAAUUAUUGUUUGUAUUGUGGUUAUAUUAAUUGUAGC